CAACAUCAAACGGCCUCAUCCCAAUCGACACUCCCCAUCCCAGAGUCUUCCUAAAAAUUCCUUUGAUGUCAUCCAUGUUAUCCGAAGAGCCACUAAGGGGAAAGCCAUCUGCGGCGACCAUGGCGCCUGAAUGGUCUCUCAGAAGAAAACCAGUUGCAGACCUCCUACUCUGUCUUAAAUUGCCCAACUUAGCUUCAGCUUCCCAUUUGAGGGCUUUAUCCAUUUCCAAGCUCUUGGCUUGCCUCGACCAAAAUUUUCAGCGAACUGUCAAAGAAGUUCCAAAUUGUGCUAGCUACAGUACACGUUAGAAGGACAUGGUCCUGGGAGCCGUCAGCUGACUUACAGAGUGGGCACCAAGAGGGGUAGUUUACCCCAAAUCGCCCUAGUUGCUCCGGGAAGGGUAGCCCCUUGUGCCACAAUCUCCAGAGAAAAACUUUUAUUUUAGGCACAUGUUUGGGAUGCCAUAUGCUUGUAUAAGUUAAAGUAGACCCCCCUGCAUUAGUGCUUUGUAUGCUGAUUCUGUAGUGAAAAGCCCCUCCUUUGUAUGCUUCCAUGUGAUAGAGGAGGGGCCUCUAUCCACCAUAUCCUCUGCCACCUCAUGGAUCUGGCAGAUUCUCCCCAAAGUUGGGGAGUCCAAAGGCUUAGCCUCCCCCAAAGUCCUCUUCCCAUACUUAUUCCUCAUAAGACCAGCCCAAAUGGAAUCCCCGUGUUGGUAUUCCCACCAUAGUUUAAUAGCAGCAAUUGUUUGAGACCGAGAGAGAGACCUCAAACCUAGCCCCUCUGACUCAGUAGGCCUACACAUCCUCUUUAAAGAGACCCAAUGAUGUUUAGGCCUAUUCUCCUUGAAUCCCCAAAAGAAAUUAGAGAUUUUCUUGUUAAUAAUACGCAUAACUGCUGCUGGUAUACCUGUGACUGCUAGCACAUGUAGAGGGAUUGAACUAAGAACAUGUUUAAUCAGUGUAAGAUUCCCACCUUGGGAAAGCAGCCUCUAACCCCAGGCCAAAGCUUACUAUCAAAACUCUGAAUCAGUUCCUUACAAUGACUCAAACGAGUAAUGCCUUUAUGUAUCUCGACCCCCAGAUACUUAAAAGGAAAAUUAAUGUUCUUCAUCCCCAGUUCAUUAUUAAUGUGAGCAAUUUGACCCGCUGAAGUGUGUUUACCCGCCACAAAGCAACUUUUGUCCUUGUUUA
This is a messenger RNA of Cuscuta europaea, 1190 nucleotides long. Lineage: Eukaryota; Viridiplantae; Streptophyta; Magnoliopsida; Solanales; Convolvulaceae. The record is from the annotation of a GenBank genome assembly.